CCCAUUCUCACUAAGAAGCAGAAACAAUGGCCGCAAAAAGGGAACUUUCUCAAAAGCCCAUCCUCAGAACUCUCACAACUUUAGAACUGAGUUUUCGGGGUCCUCUUCUUCUUCUCCUCAAAAAACCCAGCAAUUUUAAUGGCAACUUCAUCUCUUUUUGUACUCAGAUUAUCUCUAAUUCCCUCUCCUAAUCACUUUUUUCCACCUUCAAACCUUCACAAAAUCUUUCAACUUUCUUCACCAUUUCUCACCUUUCGUACCUCUACUUUCGGCUUCAAGCGCCUAAUUCCACUGGCAGCAGCAUCAGCUUCGUUUAGUGCUGGAAGUGGUUGUCUUGGAACUCUUCAAAUUCAAGAAGCCUACAGAUGCCCCAACAAGGAACCAGUUUCAUCAGAUUCUAUAUCCGAUUCUUUCCUUUCUGAGAAAAUCUUACUGGGUUUAAAGCAAGGCAUUCUUCACAGUCCUUGAGUGUGAUGAUUCAUGUUUUGGUGCGUGGUCGGAGGUUAUCAGAAGCACAAGUUUUGGUACUUAGAAUGGUGAGGAGGAGUGGCAUUUCGAGAUUCGAUGUUGUUGAGUCUUUGGUCUCAACGUAUCAUAGCGGUUGUGGCUCGAACACUUUGGUGUUUGAUUUGUUGGUUAGGA
Morus notabilis is the source of this 642-nucleotide messenger RNA. RefSeq lists its product as uncharacterized. The coding region runs from base 139 to 468 and encodes 109 amino acids. Lineage: Eukaryota; Viridiplantae; Streptophyta; Magnoliopsida; Rosales; Moraceae. The record is from RefSeq and is a predicted model, not a curated record. The transcript has 3 exons.